AGCUAGAACGUCGUGUAGCUGACCUUCUGGGCAAAGAAGCAGCUCUAUUCGUUCCAUCGGGAACUAUGGGAAAUCUUGCAUCUGUCAUGGCACACUGCUGGACUAGAGGCCAGGAAGUUAUGGUAGGAGAUUUGUCCCACAUCUUCUUGUCCGAACAAGGUGGAAUUUCACAGUUAGGAGGUAUCCAUGCUAGUGCUCUAACUACCCGUGAAGAUGGAACUUUUGAUAUGGAACAAGUGGUUAAUAAAAUACGGCCUCAAAGACCAGCUGCUCAUGAACCACACACAGCUCUUUUAUGUCUAGAAAACACUCACAACAGAUGUGGAGGAAGGGUACUACCUAUUUCUUUUAUUAAACAGGUAAGCGUAUAACUUCAAAAUGGAGCG
Stegodyphus dumicola is the source of this 386-nucleotide messenger RNA. RefSeq lists its product as uncharacterized. Gene Ontology annotation, biological process: glycine biosynthetic process; L-threonine catabolic process. The record is from RefSeq and is a predicted model, not a curated record. Gene Ontology annotation, cellular component: cytosol. Gene Ontology annotation, molecular function: L-allo-threonine aldolase activity. NCBI's taxonomy places the organism in Eukaryota, Metazoa, Arthropoda, Arachnida, Araneae, Eresidae.